This is a messenger RNA of Oryza brachyantha (malo sina), 3697 nucleotides long. RefSeq names its product probable sucrose-phosphate synthase 1. Gene Ontology annotation, molecular function: sucrose synthase activity; sucrose-phosphate synthase activity. Gene Ontology annotation, biological process: sucrose metabolic process. The record is from RefSeq and is a predicted model, not a curated record. The coding region runs from base 157 to 3435 and encodes 1092 amino acids. The transcript is spliced from 12 exons. NCBI's taxonomy places the organism in Eukaryota, Viridiplantae, Streptophyta, Magnoliopsida, Poales, Poaceae.
UCUCUUGAUCGGUUCCGCCAUUGGCAACCUCCUCCUCCUCCUCACGACCUCGACGCGUUUCUCUUUUUUCUGGAACAGGAGGGAAUCGAGGAGGGUGAUCGGCGAUCGAUGCUAACGGCCGUGCUAGCGUGAACGAUCGGAUCGAGCGGCGUCGAGAUGGCGGGGAACGAGUGGAUCAAUGGGUACCUGGAGGCGAUACUGGACAGCGGCGGCGCGGCGGGAGGAGGAGGAGGAGGAGGAGGAGGUGGGGGAGGGGGUGGCGCAGGAGGAGGCGCGGGAGGGGACCCGAGGUCGCCGGCGGCGGGGGCGUCGCCGUCGAGGGCGGCGAGCCCGCGCGGGCCGCACAUGAACUUCAACCCGACGCACUACUUCGUGGAGGAGGUGGUGAAGGGCGUCGACGAGAGCGAUCUCCACCGGACGUGGAUCAAGGUGGUCGCCACCCGCAACGCCCGCGAGCGGAGCACCCGCCUCGAGAACAUGUGCUGGCGCAUCUGGCACCUCGCGCGCAAGAAGAAGCAGCUGGAGCUUGAGGGCAUCCAGAGGAUAUCGGCACGGAGGAAGGAGCAGGAGCAGGUGCGCCGCGAGACCACAGAGGACCUCGCGGAGGAUCUCUCUGAAGGCGAGAAGGGCGACACCGUCGGUGAACUGAUGCCGCAGGACACUCCCAAGAAGAAGUUCCAGAGGAACUUCUCUGACCUCACAUUCUGCUGGUCUGACGAGAACAAGGAGAAAAAACUCUACAUUGUGCUCAUCAGUCUACACGGUCUAGUUCGUGGAGAUAACAUGGAACUUGGUCGGGAUUCAGAUACCGGUGGUCAGGUGAAAUAUGUUGUUGAGCUCGCAAGAGCACUUGCAAUGAUGCCUGGCGUAUACAGAGUGGACCUGUUCACUCGUCAAGUGUCAUCUCCUGAUGUGGACUGGAGCUACGGGGAGCCUACUGAAAUGCUGUCCUCUGGCUCCAUCGACGGAGAGGGGAGCGGCGAGAGCGCCGGCGCCUACAUUGUGCGCAUCCCGUGCGGUCCAAGGGACAAGUACCUCCGCAAGGAGGCCCUGUGGCCUUACCUCCAGGAGUUCGUCGACGGGGCUCUCGCGCACAUCCUGAACAUGUCCAAGGCUCUGGGGGAGCAGGUUGGCAACGGGAAGUUCGUCUUGCCGUACGUGAUCCAUGGCCACUACGCCGAUGCCGGAGACGUCGCCGCUCUUCUCUCUGGCGCGCUGAAUGUGCCGAUGGUUCUCACUGGCCACUCGCUCGGGAGGAACAAGCUCGAGCAGAUCAUGAAGCAAGGGCGCAUGUCGAAGCAGGAGAUCGAUUCGACCUACAAGAUCAUGCGGCGUAUCGAGGGCGAGGAGCUGGCGCUGGAUGCAGCGGAGCUUGUGAUCACGAGCACGAGGCAGGAGAUUGAUGAGCAGUGGGGACUGUAUGAUGGCUUUGAUGUGAAACUGGAGAAAGUGCUGAGGGCACGAGCGAGGCGUGGAGUCAGCUGCCAUGGCCGUUUCAUGCCUAGGAUGGUGGUGAUUCCUCCUGGGAUGGAUUUCAGCAGUGUUGUGGUUCCUGACGACAUCAGCGAUGGAGAUGGCGAUCCCAAGGACGAUACGGUUGGUUUUGAGAUUGCAUCACCGAGAUCGCUUCCCCCAAUUUGGGCUGAGGUGAUGCGGUUUUUGACCAAUCCCCACAAGCCAAUGAUCCUGGCUCUGUCAAGACCUGAUCCUAAGAAAAAUAUCACCACCCUUGUCAAAGCAUUUGGAGAAUGCCGCCCACUGAGGGAGCUUGCUAACUUAACUCUGAUCAUGGGGAACAGGGAUGACAUUGACGACAUGUCGGCCGGCAAUGCAAGUGUCCUCACCACUGUCCUGAAGCUGAUUGACAAGUAUGAUCUGUACGGAAGUGUUGCAUUCCCCAAGCAUCACAAGCAGGCAGAUGUACCGGAGAUUUAUCGGCUCACCGCAAAGAUGAAGGGCGUCUUCAUCAAUCCUGCUCUCGUUGAGCCUUUCGGACUUACCCUGAUCGAGGCUGCUGCUCAUGGUCUCCCUAUUGUCGCCACCAAGAAUGGCGGGCCGGUCGACAUUACAAAUGCACUGAACAAUGGUCUACUCGUAGAUCCGCACGACCAGCACGCCAUCGCUGACGCGCUGCUGAAGCUGGUGGCUGACAAGAACCUGUGGCAAGAAUGCCGGAAGAACGGGCUGCGCAACAUCCAGCUCUACUCGUGGCCGGAGCACUGCCGGACCUAUCUCACCAGGAUAGCCGGCUGCCGGAUCAGGAACCCACGCUGGCUGAAGGACACGCCGGCGGACGCGGCCGCCGAGGAGGAGGAGGCCCUGGAGGACUCCAUGGACGUCCAUGACCUCUCCCUGCGCCUGUCCAUCGACGGCGAGCGCGGCUCAUCCAUGAACGACCCUCCGUCGUCGGACCCGCAGGAUUCGGUGCAGAGGAUCAUGAACAAGAUCAAGCGGUCGUCGGGGCCGUCUCCUCCUCAGGCUGCGUCCGCCGACGCGGACGGCGCCAAGAUCCCGACCGAGACGACCGCCGGCGCGGUGAACAAGUACCCGCACCUCCGCCGUCGCCGCCGGCUGUUCGUCAUAGCUGUGGACUGCUACGGCGACGACGGCAGCGCCAGCAAGAGGAUGCUGCAGGUGAUCCAGGAGGUGUUCAGGGCUGUCCGGUCGGACUCCCAGAUGUCCAGGAUCUCCGGGUUCGCGCUGUCGACGGCGAUGCCGCUGCCGGAGACGCUCAAGCUUCUGCAGCUGGGCAAGAUCCCUCCGACCGACUUCGACGCGCUCAUCUGCGGCAGCGGCAGCGAGGUGUACUACCCCGGCACGGCGCAGUGCGUGGACGCCGAGGGGAAGCUGCGCCCCGACCAGGACUACCUGCUGCACAUCAACCACCGGUGGUCACACGACGGCGCCAAGCAGACCAUUGCCAAGCUCGCGCAAGACGGCUCCAGCACCAAUGUCGAGCCGGAUGUGGAGUCCUGCAACCCUCACUGCGUCUCCUUCUUCAUCAAAGACCCUAAGAAGGUGAGAACAAUCGAUGAGAUGAGGGAGAGGAUGAGGAUGCGUGGACUCCGUUGCCAUCUCAUGUACUGCAGGAACGCGACGAGGCUUCAAGUUGUUCCUCUCCUAGCAUCGAGGUCACAGGCACUCAGGUAUCUUUUCGUACGCUGGGGCAUGUCCGUGGGUAACAUGUAUCUGAUUGUCGGGGAACACGGCGACACCGAUCACGAGGAGAUGCUGUCGGGGUUACACAAGACGGUGAUUAUCCGUGGCGUCACCGACAAGGGCUCGGAGGCCCUAGUGAGGAGCUCAGGAAGCUAUCCAAGGGAAGAUGUUGUUCCAUCCGAUAGCCCCCUAAUUACUUGCACACAGGGUGAUCUGAAGGCCGAUGCGAUCAUGCGUGCUCUGAAGGAAGUCUCCAAGGCUUCCAGUGGCAUGUAAAUUGGUUGCUUGCUGGGAAGCCUGUGCUCUCCGAAGCCUUGAGGAUUAAGGAGUGCUACCUUGAUGAUGUCCUCUCGCUUUUUAACUGAAAAACACUGUUUUUUCUCUCUAAUUUACUGCAUAAUCUUAUGGACACUACCACGAUUUUACCUAGCAGUGAUAAAUAAUUACGACACUGCUGAUGCCAUUGUUGGCUCAAAUGUUUAUGAACUGAUUCAGUUAUGUAUAAGAGAAUUUCUCCUACACUUGUCAAGUACGUAUA